Panicum hallii is the source of this 1124-nucleotide messenger RNA. Its product is annotated as nudix hydrolase 21, chloroplastic-like. Bases 266 to 784 code for a protein of 172 amino acids. Gene Ontology annotation, molecular function: pyrophosphatase activity. The record is from RefSeq and is a predicted model, not a curated record. The transcript has a single exon. Lineage: Eukaryota; Viridiplantae; Streptophyta; Magnoliopsida; Poales; Poaceae. Gene Ontology annotation, cellular component: cytoplasm; nucleus.
GAACUCCUCCCCCAUCGGCUCCAAAUCCAGCUUCUCCUCCCCUCUCGACCUCUCCUGGCAGGCAGCGACAAUCCAAAGAUAAGCGCAACCGCCUCCCACUCCUCGAUCUCCAUCCCUAUUUGAGGAUCCCACCGGCCUCCUAUUCUCCUUCCACGACACGAGGAGCCAAGAACCCAAUCCAUCCGAGAAAGCAAGCAGGCGAUUUUGAGAGAGAUUGAAAGGAGCGAUUUUUGAGGCAGGCAGGCAGAGAAGGGAACCAAUAUCCAUGGCGGCGGUGAUGGUGGCGAGGCAGGGCCGGGAGCUGCAGCGGUACAGCGACAGCACGGGCGGGCGCAUCGUGGUGGGGUGCAUCCCGUACCGCCUCCGCGCCGGCGGCGAGGUGGAGGUGCUGGUGAUCAGCUCGCAGAAGAAGGGUCCUGCGGGGGGUGUGCUGAUCCCCAAGGGCGGGUGGGAGUUGGACGAGUCGAUGGACGAGGCGGCCCGGCGCGAGGCCGCGGAGGAGGCCGGCGUGGUCGGGGAGACGGGCGCCCCGCUGGGCCGGUGGUGCUACCGCAGCCGCAGCUACGACGCGACGUACGAAGGCUUCGUGCUCCCGCUGCGCGUCACGGCGGAGCUGGAGCGGUGGCCCGAGAUGGGCGCCCGCCGCCGGGAGUGGGUCUCCCCCGCCGAGGCCGUAGCGCGGUGCCCGCACGCGUGGAUGCGCGAGGCGCUGCAGCGCUUCGCCGGCACCGUCGUCGAGGCCGACGCCAACGCCACGACGGCGCUCCUCGGCUCCGCCCUGUAGCCGAGCGCGCGGGCUCCCUGGCUGGCCUCGCGCGUUUUUCGGCCGGCCGGCCUGCCGCACGCGCGCGGCGGGAGGCUCCGGCUGCUCCGCGGCCGCCGCCGGCGGAACGGAGAUAUGGGUAUACGGUAGUAGAUCGGUGAUGGGAUGCGACCAUUGUACUGUGACCAAAUCGAUGUCACAAGGACAAGACUUUGUACAGUCCUGGCCGGUUUGGGGAGAUUUUCUUUCAGAAACAUGUAAAUCUGACGUAGUAGUUGACACAAUUGUUCAUUGUGACACGAACAAGGAACUGAAACGGCAGCAAAGAUGCACCAACCUGUGACUCGCUUCCAUCGCCGAA